Cuscuta campestris is the source of this 776-nucleotide messenger RNA. The record is from the annotation of a GenBank genome assembly. NCBI's taxonomy places the organism in Eukaryota, Viridiplantae, Streptophyta, Magnoliopsida, Solanales, Convolvulaceae.
UUUAUAAUUGAAUAUCUUUCUUUUUAUAAGCCCACUACAAAAAAUCAUUUUAUGCAUCAAGGUUCAUAACCUAACUGUGGACUUAAGGACCAUAGACGAAUUUGCCUUGAAACAAUUUGUUGCAGAACAGACACAGCAAAUCCAUGGCGAGUUGGGCUGCAUCAGGGUUGGUCACACCUAAUGUUCUUACCCCCAACACCAACACACAUAAGACUACUAGCAUGCUGAUGUUCUCUCCCAAGAACGCCGCCAUCCCCAGGCGGCUUGUUGUUCUUAGGGCCUCCGAUGAGACUGCACCGCCCGCUGCCUCCGCCGGUGAAGCUCCGGCUGCUAAGGCUGCCAAGAAACCUGCGAUUGGACCCAAGAGAGGAGCUAAGGUGAGAAUUCUAAGGAAGGAAUCUUACUGGUACAAAGGCGUCGGAUCAGUUGUUGCGGUCGAUCAGGACCCUAAAACUCGGUACCCGGUGGUUGUGCGGUUCAACAAGGUGAACUAUGCAAAUGUAUCGACCAAUAACUAUGCAUUGGAUGAAGUCGAAGAAGUCGUAUGAGAUGAAACUCAUGUCUUGUUGUAAUAUUUUGUUAUUUGGAUGCUUAAUGGCUAGUUCUACUCUAAAUGGUGUAUCAUACUUCUCAGAGUUGGCCUCCACCUCUUUCUCAUAUACUCUCUUUUAUCUAUCUGGUCAACAUUUAGACACUAGAGAAAGAGUCCAUAAGAACCAUUUGGUUUGUUUAGCUUGCCAUCUUUUUUUAGACAUAAACAAAUUUGCCUGCACUUA